UCUUCAAAUGCAGAUGAAUUUUUAUACCAUUCAAGUUCACGGUAAUGACAUGCGACUAUGCAUAAACACGACAAAAUGCGCCAUCAUCCCUCGCUUCCAUAAGAACCCUCAUCGGCUCAUCCUCUCUUCCUUAUCACUUGCUAAAGAACGAUUAUUAAUUUGAUUUGUUUUACCAACAAAAAAAUAUCCAUUUCCAUUCUGGUUCUCAUCUCUUCCUCUAUAUAGCUUUAUCUCCUCAAAAUCACUUCUUUUAUCGCCUUUCUUCUCCAUGUCCACAAAUAUUCUUGGAUCCCCAUAUAUACUGAAACCCUUCUUCCCUAUCAGGUUGUCAGCUGUUACUAUGGCUACUUGUGUCCAAUCCUCAAGAACAGAUACUCCUCAGACAAAUCCAAACAGAACCCAAGUUGAAGAUGAUGCGUUUAAUAACUAUUUAAGACAGUGCAGACCCAUGUUUUCUGGUCUUGUUUCAUGUGUGCCCAUUUCAGAAAAAAAGUCAAAGACCCUCGACACGCCUAAUGUUUUGGAUGAAAUUUGUGGUGAAGAAGAUGAACAGGAAGAUAAUUUAUGGCAGCAGAUGAAAAUUGAGGCAAGGUCAGAUAUUGAUCGAGAACCCAUAUUGUGCUACUAUUAUUUUAGUUCAAUCUUGUCUCAUGAUUCAAUGGGAAGUGCUUUGGCUAAUCAUCUUUCCAUGAAGUUGAGUGAUUCUAGCUUGCCCAGCGGUACACUGUAUGAUCUUUUUGUAGGUUUUCUCACAGAGGAUCAAGAAAUCAUUAUUGCUGUUAAAGAUGAUUUGAGGGCUGUUAAAGAAAGGGACCCUGCUUGUAUAAGUUAUGUUCACUGUUUCUUGAAUUUCAAAGGGUUUUUAGCAUGCCAGGCUCAUAGGGUUGCACAUAAGUUAUGGUCACAAGGGAGAAAAAUUCUUGCCCUUCUGAUACAAAGUAGAGUAUCUGAAGUUUUUGCAGUGGAUAUUCAUCCUGGGGCCAAAAUUGGAAAGGGGAUUUUGCUUGAUCACGCUACAGGAGUUGUAAUAGGAGAAACAGCAGUGAUUGGAAAUAAUGUGUCAAUUUUGCACAAUGUGACUCUUGGUGGCACUGGGAAGGUUAGUGGAGACAGGCAUCCUAAAAUUGGUGAUGGGGUUUUGAUUGGGGCAGGGACUUGUGUACUGGGAAAUGUUAGAAUUGAAGAUGGAGCUAAAAUUGGUGCUGGUUCUGUGGUGUUGAAACAGGUGCCUGCUAGAACUACUGCUGUAGGAAAUCCAGCUAAAUUGAUUGGUGGGAAAGAUAAUCCAAUUAAGCUGGAUAAAAUUCCUAGCUUGACCAUGGAUCAUACAUCAGAUAUAUCCAAGUGGUCUGAUUACGUUAUUUAAGGCAAUCACUUUUUCCUGUUUCUGUAGGAGUUUGGGGCUUUUCUUGUGCUUUUAAGAGAGAGCCUGAGUUCUCCUAUUAGCAUAGAGGAAUUCUUGUCUUGGUGUCGUAUUCUGUGUCAUGGUUGCCUUUAGAUUCUGUGCUGUAUUGGUACAUAAUCCAUGACAAAAUCGCCAAGUGGACCCUUUACUAGAUUUUCGAAAGAAAUUAUGUUGUCUCUUUCCAGGCUUACGAGGCAAAACUACUCGAGUCACAAUGUAAGACCUCCCUGUAUGACCGCUAAGUAAUAGUCUUAUCUUAUCUUUCUUAUUAUUAUUGAAGGAAAUUCUAUUUUUCAAUCUA
Olea europaea var. sylvestris is the source of this 1706-nucleotide messenger RNA. RefSeq names its product serine acetyltransferase 1, chloroplastic-like. The record is from RefSeq and is a predicted model, not a curated record. The transcript has a single exon. Bases 269 to 1366 code for a protein of 365 amino acids. Gene Ontology annotation, molecular function: L-serine O-acetyltransferase activity. Gene Ontology annotation, cellular component: cytosol; cytoplasm. Lineage: Eukaryota; Viridiplantae; Streptophyta; Magnoliopsida; Lamiales; Oleaceae.